Messenger RNA from Acanthamoeba castellanii str. Neff, 528 nucleotides. RefSeq lists its product as uncharacterized. The transcript has 2 exons. The record is from RefSeq and is a predicted model, not a curated record. Bases 1 to 528 code for a protein of 175 amino acids. Lineage: Eukaryota; Discosea; Longamoebia; Acanthamoebidae.
AUGUGCCUUUUUUCAGGUUGGAGGCAAGGGCGACGGCAGUCUGACGCCUCACAUUCCCCACACCACCACCUUCAUCAAGGCUAUCACCGCUAUGCCCAGAACCGCCGCAUUUCAGAUGAGCGUGCCGCAGGACGAGUUCCCGGUGCUGCCCUUUACAGUCGCCAUCGUGGAAUCGGCCACCGUUGUGCUGGCCAGCCUGCGCCCGCUCGACACCGGUCCGGCUUCCAAGCAUCAGACGAACCGGGUCGUGAGCAGUGCGUGCACUUGGGCUGGGACCUGGUUCGAUGGAAACCGACGCUGGAGGCCGUGGUGAUCGAGAUCAAGACCAGGACAGCGCUGCGGGGCGUGACGCGGCUCUUUACCGGGGUGUACCUGGUGGCCAACCUGCCCGGCGGCACCGAGAUGGGCUGCGACCGGGUCAAGUGGCCACCACGCUGCCAGAUCUCGGCGCGCCAGGCGGUGACGGAGAUGGCCGUGUGCGCGCUGAGGGACUUCCUCGUGGGCUCGCCGUUCACUUUCUGGCCUUGA